CGACAAUCACUGUCGUGUACUACGCAGUGACAAUCACGAAACGAUGCCGUAUUUUCCUGGUCCAUGGCUGCCACGUCGAAAUGACGAGCAGUCUUAUCCUUUAUAUUGCGCGUCUAUGCUGGCUCUGUUCAAACCUUGGAGAUCGUUGCUCAAUCUCAAGCCCCCUCACUUGACGUUUACCAAAGUCUUUCUCGCAUUUUCCAAAACAGCUUCACCCCAGAUUCUGAAAGCAAUAGACAACAUUCAAUACUUCUAUGAGUGCUCUGAUAAAGCACGGGAAAAUCACAUCGGGAAAGAGUUUGGAACAGCGUGGAGUGAAGCUUCUGAGUGUCAUGACGAAGAGACAGACGAUGCCGAUGAAACUGCAGAUGUAUCCAACUCACCUCCGUUACAUUCCAAUGACACUCAAGUCGACAUAACGGAAGAAGAUAUUGAAAAUGCGAUGAAGGACAAUUACCCUACGCGGGAAUUACUUUACGCUGAUGUCGCCAUCAAUAUUGCUGAAGACUUUGGCAUUUUCAAUGACAUACCCAUGUACACCGCACCACAAGAUGAAGUCCAUAUUUACACGGAAUGGCGAGACAUUGCACUGCAUUCAGAAAAUGCAGAGCGGGUCAAUCCAGCUACAGAACAACUAGAUACCGGCUCUGUACACACUGCAUCUCAAGGUGCCGUCCCUAUCCCUGCUUCGCUCCCGACUGUACAAAUGCAACCUCAACAGCCUGAAGAUCAAAUGUGA
Molecule: messenger RNA, 739 nt
Organism: Suillus paluster
Lineage: Eukaryota; Fungi; Basidiomycota; Agaricomycetes; Boletales; Suillaceae
Exons: 2
Coding region: 44-739 (231 amino acids)
Source: RefSeq, a predicted model, not a curated record